UUACUUUUCCUUAACACAAAUAUGUCGCUCUCCCCUGUAGCCAUCAAAGAAGCAAAUCAUCACAUUCAAGGUUUGGUGAGUCGUGUUCACGAGCUGGAAGAACAAGUUAAAGAACUCUCUGCAGCUCUGAAGAAACAAAAUGAAGUACAUGCCGAGAACUUGAGGGUUCUUCCGCUGCGAAUGAAUCAAACAUUGAGACAAAAAGAUGAAGAAAUACAAGAGCUAAAACAGAAACUUAAAUCUUCGGAGGCUGUCAGAGAAAGGCUCGUUCGAGAGACUAAUUCCCGCGAAGCUUCGCUAGAGCACCUGAAGAAUCGUUCCCGAGUUUUGGACGAGAUCUGCAAGCAUCGUGAAGCAUUUGAGAGUAUUGUGAGUUGUUUGAGUAUAAUAGAGGAUCCUGAUAAUAGCUCGGGUAAAAUAUCAGAAAAUAGCAUCCCCAGAGAAACAGAUUUACUGGACAGUUACGAAGAAGACGAAGAUAUUAAUGGAAAUGAUCGGAACGGGAAAAUUUUUGACAGCGGAAUUGGAUCACGAAAUUCCUCGUUUUAUUAUGAAAAUGAUGCACACGAGAAAGGGAUGCUGCGGGAAGAAAAUUCCUCAGGAGGUUCUUUUCAACAAGAUGAAGAAAAUCCACCUCCUUGUUUUGUAUGAUGGCCAAACGAUAUGACUAAUUUGAGGUUUUACUAAUCAGAUUUAUUCUUACGACGAUUUAAUAUCGUCUGGUACACUAAAUUAACUCGACUCUAGGCAUAGUAAUUUAAUAAUUAGUUUAAGAAAAUUCGACCAAAGAAUGUUAUAUGUGGUGUGGACCAAAAGUACGUGUCUUUUAGGGAAUUUCUUUGUUAUUUUUGGUAUUUUAUUCGAUUCACUAAGUCUUGAAAAUGCACAAAUGGUCAAUUUCUCAUAAUUAACAAUGUUAUUCACUGGUAGUUUAUCAAUUUCCAGUGGACAAUCCUUUAGGUCUUUCUCACCUUUGUUUUAUAUAAUAAGCUCAGUUAUGCACGCGUUUUGAUUGGUUCUCACUUAUGAUCUAUUGGAGG
Messenger RNA from Pocillopora verrucosa, 1040 nucleotides. RefSeq names its product vimentin-type intermediate filament-associated coiled-coil protein-like. NCBI's taxonomy places the organism in Eukaryota, Metazoa, Cnidaria, Anthozoa, Scleractinia, Pocilloporidae. The record is from RefSeq and is a predicted model, not a curated record.